Molecule: messenger RNA, 1701 nt
Organism: Diaporthe amygdali
Lineage: Eukaryota; Fungi; Ascomycota; Sordariomycetes; Diaporthales; Diaporthaceae
Product: mino acid permease
Exons: 2
Coding region: 1-1701 (566 amino acids)
Biological process (GO): amino acid transmembrane transport
Cellular component (GO): membrane
Molecular function (GO): amino acid transmembrane transporter activity
Source: RefSeq, a predicted model, not a curated record
AUGUCAUCCUCCGAGCUCAAAGCCUCCAAGGAGGCUCCCGCAAGCCAACGGGCCUCCAUUAGCUCCAGCGACGGUUCCUCACCCGUGCGACACAACUCGGACGGCCUGCAACGGCGCCUAGACAACCGGCAAAUCCAACUGAUCGCCAUCGGCGGUACCAUAGGAACCGGUCUGUUCGUGACCAUAGGCGAGGGUCUCGUCAAGGGUGGACCCGGAAGCCUCCUGCUCGCGUACACGCUCUACGCCUGCGUGAUGGCGCUCGUCAACAAUUCUAUCGCCGAAAUGGGGACUUACAUGCCCGUCUCGGGCGGCUUCAUCCGCCUGGCGGGCGUGUGGGUCGACGAGGCUCUCGGCUUUAUGGUCGGCUGGAACUACUUCUUCUACGAGGCUCUGCUAAUCCCGUUCGAAGUGACCGCGCUCAACCUCGUUCUCUCUUUCUGGAGCGACAAGGUUACUGAGCCCGGUCCCACGGCGGGCAUCUGCGCCGCCAUCAUCAUCGCUUAUGGUAUCAUGAAUGUGGCUGCUGUGAGCAUAUUUGGUGAAGCAGAAUUUUGGCUAUCUGGCGGCAAGGUGAUUCUCAUCUUCAUCCUGUUCGUGUUCACAUUCGUCACUAUGGUCGGAGGCAACCCAGCCCAUGAUGCCUACGGAUUCCGAUACUUUACCAAUCCCGGAUCCUUUGCGACGUAUCUUACUGCUGGUGAUACUGGCCGUAUGGAAGGCUUCAUGGGAGCUCUGGCGACCGCCACCUUCACCGUUGUCGGCCCGGAUUACAUCUCGAUGAUCGCUGCCGAGGCGAAGCACCCCAGCCAUUACAUCAAAUCAGCCUUCAAAACUGUCUAUGUGCGAUUCGGCCUCUUCUUCUUCGGCGCUGCUUUGACAUGUGGAAUCGUGCUGCCCUACAACGACCCGACCCUCCAGAAAAUCUAUCUCGGCGGAGGUAGCGGUGGCGGCACAGCCGCUGCUUCUCCAUGGGUCAUGGCUAUGGAGAACCUCAAAAUCCAAGGCCUCCCUCACCUGGUGAAUGCUCUGCUUUUCACGACAAUCUUCUCCGCCGGUAACACGUACACCUACUGCGCAACCCGGUCCCUCUACUCUCUUGCCAUCGACGGUCGCGCCCCAGCAAUUCUCCGGAAAACCACCAAGAACGGCGUCCCCAUCUACUGCUUCUGCAUCACCAUGAUAUUCCCCAUGCUAUCGUUCCUCCAAUGUGGCAGCGGUUCGGCCAAGGUCCUCAGCUGGCUGCUGGCGCUCAUUACCGGAGGGGGCGUGAUUAACUACAUCGUGAUGUCCAUCACCUUCCUCAACUACCACGCCGCGUGCAAGGCGCAGGGGUUAGACCGCCGGACCAUGCCCUACUACGGAUACCUGCAGCCCUACGGCGCCUGGGUUGCUCUCGUGCUGCAGACCAUUGUCGUCCUGACAUACGGGUGGUCGUCGUUCCGCCCGCAAUUCGACGUCGGCACCUUCUUCUCCAACUACACCAUGCAGAUCGUGGCUCCUAUCCUGUUUAUCGUAUGGAAGGUCAUCAAACGAACAAAGUACAUCAGACCCAAGGACGUGGACCUCGUCUGGGACCGCCCCAUCCUGGACAGGUACGAGGAGCACCUGCUCGUACAAGAGCCCCCAAGCAGCUUCUGGAAGGAAAUGGUGCAGAUGGUCGGGAUUGGGCGCAAGAAGGUGAUUGACGGUGAAAAGGCUUGA